UUUUUUUUUUUUGUGUUUUUUUUUCCGCUUUACUUUCCGAAAAGCAGUCUCUCUACGUUUUUUGUUGUGUUCACUUUGCGAUUCCAGACAAAAAACGCUGUUUAAUUUAGUAUUUUAAAAUAAUUUUCUUUGCAUUCAUUCGAUAUUGAAAUUUAGCCGAAGAAACAAGUUCUCUAUCAAUAAAUGCAUAAUUCAAUAUUAUAAUUAUAUUUUUAAUAAAACUCUUUAAGAAUAAUUUUCAAAAUACUUAAAUUGAAAAAACAAAAAAAAAAAACCUGAUAAAUUCAAUACGUCUUCACUAACUGAUAUAAAUUGCGUAGUAAAUAUAAAUAAAAAUAAAAAAAAAACAAACAUAAAAAAAAAAAAUUAAAAAAAAAUGUAAAACUAAAUAUAAAAAAAUAUUUGCUCGAAUGUCGUAUCAAUCAGUAUCAACAACGUUGGCCAAACGCAAACUUGUAUUCUAACUAAUCGCUUAAAUAAAAAUAAUAAUAAUAGAGUCGAAAAUUAAAUUAAAAAUUUUUAAAGCCAUUUGGUUUUGUUUUUUUUUUUAAUAUUAAUUAAGGAAAGAAAAACAACUUUUCCAAGAGUGAUUGUUAACUAAUGCGAUAUUACUAACGUUCAGCACAAGCAAACUGAACCGAGAGAGAAAACUCAACAGUGUAAAGUGUUUUGCAGCAUAGAUAGAUAUAUAUAUAUACACACACAAAUAUAUAUAUAUAUAUAUAUAUUUACGUGUAUAAAAUAUAUUAUAUAUGUGUUAGCGUUGGUCUUCUGAACUUUGACUGGCCAUGGCAUUCUUUCGCAAAUGGAAAACCCACUAUAAACAUAAAAAAUUCACAUCCGAUGAUAUUGUUGAUGGCGAAGAUUGGAAUUUGGGCGUUAAAGGCUUAAAGGACGCUAAGCAAGUGGAUGAUUUGAAAUUGAAUUGGGAUGGCGUUGGCACUGAACCGGAUGAAGAUGACAAGCCGAUCUUUCAAACAUAUGAUAUUAAGUAUUUGGGUUGUACACCAAUCGAGACUAAACGUUCCGAGAAAGUAACAUCGGAGGCUAUAAAGACUGUGAUUGCAAAUGCUAAAGCUGGCGGUAGAAAAAUUAAAUCACAAAAACGCGUUAAACUUAAUGUUUCCCAGGAUGGGAUACAAGUGCUAGAUCAUGCCACCGAUGAAACCCUAAUGCAUUUUUCUAUAUAUAAAAUAUCGUAUUGUUCGGUCGAUGCAUCGCAUGAUCAUGCAUUCUCCUUUGUAGGCUCGGAACCCGAUCCCUUAUCCGAUCAAGAGAAAAUGUCUUGUCAUGUUUUCUUAUGUCCGAAACGGAAAAUUGCUCAUGAAAUCACUUUAUUGGUGGCGCGAUGUUUUGAAAGUGCUUAUCAGACAUGGCGAGAUACGGUAGUGCAACAGGUCAAACAACAGCAUCAACAGCAGAAUGGUAAAGUUUUAAAAGAACAAAAUGGUGUCAUUGAAUCAAAAGCUGAAGUACAUUACUCUCAAACAAUGGAUGAUGAUAAGAAACACGACAAUCCAUUAAUUGAUUUGGCUACAAGCGAUAAUGACGUACGAAAAUAUCUACAAAAUACUUGGGUCUCGUUCGAUGACGAACCAUCGCAGCAGCAGGAAAGUUUUCAUAUAACCGCUUACUAAGGGCAUAACAAUGACAAAAUAACACUAACGUACGAUAAGUUUUUAAUUAAGUAGUAUUUUAAUUUUAAAAAAAGUUAAUCAAAAAUAAAUUUUGUGCAUAAAAAAUUUAUCUUUUAAUUGUAUUGUGCUUUAUAUAUCCGUGAUUUUUAUAACUCAUUGUAAACAUAUCUUAAAAUGUAAUAAACAUAACAUGACAUGAGUCAUUCAUUCAACUUGUUGUCAUUGACAAGAAAGGACAAAUCGAAUGCCGGGAAGACGCAUGAGUUUGGAAAAAAUAAAUAAAAUAAAUGCUGAUGAUUAUUAA
Glossina fuscipes is the source of this 1941-nucleotide messenger RNA. Its product is annotated as low density lipoprotein receptor adapter protein 1-like. The record is from RefSeq and is a predicted model, not a curated record. The transcript has 2 exons. Lineage: Eukaryota; Metazoa; Arthropoda; Insecta; Diptera; Glossinidae. The coding region runs from base 789 to 1637 and encodes 282 amino acids.